This is a messenger RNA of Syngnathus acus (greater pipefish), 712 nucleotides long. RefSeq names its product acylphosphatase-2 (gene acyp2). The record is from RefSeq and is a predicted model, not a curated record. Lineage: Eukaryota; Metazoa; Chordata; Actinopteri; Syngnathiformes; Syngnathidae. Bases 224 to 697 code for a protein of 157 amino acids. The transcript has 5 exons. Gene Ontology annotation, molecular function: acylphosphatase activity.
CAACGUUUAGUCGCAAGUCUUAGUCUGUCUGUGCGGUCUGGCUUUCCUUCGGUGUGUGUGUGUGUGUGUGUGUGUGUGUGUGUGUGUGUGUGUGUGUGUGUGUGUGUGUGUGUGUGUGUGUGUGUGUGUGUGUGUGUGUGUGUGUGUGUGUGUGUGUGUGCGUGCGUGCGCGCACGCGCUCGCUCGCUCCCUCGCGACACGAUCUGCUUCUUAAUUUAGCAUCAUGUGUUUUGCGACUUGUCGCUCAGCAGAGAUUUUGACGUGCUGCUGCUUUUUGCUUGCAGGCGUUUGCUUCAGAAUGUACACGGAGAAGGAGGCGGCGCAAGCGGGCGUGGUGGGCUGGGUGAAGAACACUCGUGGCGGGACCGUGGUCGGACAGCUGCAGGGCCCCGCCGACGCCGUCGAGCACAUGAAGGAGUGGCUGAGCAAGAAGGGCAGCCCGAGCAGUCACAUCACGAGGACGUUGUUCAAUAAUGAGCGGACGCUGUCGGCCUUGGAGAACCCCGUCACCAGCUCAACUGACUUGGCAGCCAGGCCGGAUGAAGGUCGAAAGAUUCCCACCACGGCUCACCGCCAAGAUCCACCCCGUCUGGCUGAACUCCACACGCUCCGCCGUUGCUGCUCUUGCUCCUGGCUCAGAUCAUCCUGCUCCACCUCCACGGCAUCUCCUCCAAUAAACACUCAUCACUCAUUCUGAACUUCAGAGUUGGUU